Messenger RNA from Grus americana (Whooping crane), 4688 nucleotides. RefSeq names its product cadherin 2 (gene CDH2). The coding region runs from base 736 to 3474 and encodes 912 amino acids. The record is from RefSeq and is a predicted model, not a curated record. Gene Ontology annotation, biological process: synapse assembly; homophilic cell-cell adhesion; regulation of synaptic transmission, glutamatergic. Gene Ontology annotation, molecular function: cadherin binding; calcium ion binding. Lineage: Eukaryota; Metazoa; Chordata; Aves; Gruiformes; Gruidae. Gene Ontology annotation, cellular component: cytoplasm; catenin complex; adherens junction. The transcript has 16 exons.
AGGCAGGGAGGGAGGGAGGCAGGCAGGCAGGCAGGCACCGGGCGAGCGCAUAUACACACGCACGGCAGGCAGAGGCUGCUGGGGUAUUGUUAUCAUUGUGCUUCAGCGGAGGGUUUUGCGUGCAGGGGGAGGGGUGGAGGGAGGAGAAGAAAGAGGGAGAGAGAAAGUGCGGGGCGAGCAUGCAGCAGGGCUAGGGCCGGAGCAGCGGCUGUGCUGGCGCGCCCGGGCUGAGGCACUGAGAGGAGCCGCCUGCCCGAGCUCGCUGGGGGGCACCGGCGGGAGGAGCGAGGCGGGCACGAUCCGGGCGUGGGGAAGGCAGCCAGCCGAGGGGAGCAGCCGCACCGGCCUCGCAGCAGCAGCAGCGACUACUUCUUUCUUAUCUCCCAGCCUUUUGUUCGCCCAUCCUCCUCUUCCCUGCCCACCCUCUGCACCGCGGAGGGGGCUCGGCAGAGAGAAAAGCAGCCUGACCCAGAGCCGAGUUUCACCCAUCCUCCGCCCCUCUCUCUCUCUCUGCCUCUCUCUUCCCCCGCUGCAUCGUUGCCCAUGAGCUAGAGCGGCAGUCGGCAGCCAGCGCCGCGGCAGCCGGCUCCGGCAGGCCGGGGCAGACGCCGUCCGCAGCCCCCGGCAGCUGCCGCUGCCCGACCCUCCCCGCUGCUCCCCUCGCCCCGCUCCGCGGGUUCCAGCCGCGCUCCGGGACUGCUGGGGGCCGCCCUGCCGCCGCCCCUCCUCGCCUCCAUGUGCCGGGUAGCGGGAGCGCCGCCGCGGAUCCUGCCGCCGCUGGCGCUGAUGCUGCUGGCGGCCCUGCAGCAGGCACCGAUAAAAGCAACCUGUGAAGAUAUGUCAUGCAAGACUGGAUUUCCUGAAGAUGUGCACAGUGCAGUGGUGUCAAGGAGCGUACAUGGAGGACAGCCUCUUCUCAACGUGAGGUUUCGAAGCUGUGAUGGAAACAAAAAAAUACACUUUGGAAGCAGUGAGCCAGAAGAUUUCAGAGUAGGUGAAGAUGGUGUGGUCUAUGCAGAGAGAAGCUUUCAACUUUCAGCAGAGCCUACAGAGUUUGUUGUGUCUGCUCAAGACAAGGAAACCCAGGAAGAAUGGCAAAUGAGAGUGAAGCUAACUCCCGAACCAGCCUUCGCAGGGGCUUCAGAAAAGAACCAAAAGAAAAUUGAAGACAUCAUAUUUCCAUGGCAACAUUACAAGCACAGCAGCCCUCUGAAGAGGCAGAAGAGAGAUUGGGUUAUUCCUCCAAUCAACCUACCAGAAAAUUCCAGAGGACCUUUUCCUCAGGAAUUAGUUAGGAUUAGGUCUGAUCGUGAUAAAAGCCUCUCGCUACGGUACAGCGUGACUGGCCCAGGAGCUGACCAACCUCCAACAGGCAUCUUCAUCAUCAACCCCAUCUCAGGACAGCUGUCUGUAACAAAGCCUUUAGACCGGGAACAGAUUGCUUCUUUUCAUCUGAGAGCGCACGCAGUGGAUGUAAACGGAAACCAGGUGGAAAAUCCUAUUGACAUUGUUAUUAAUGUCAUUGAUAUGAAUGACAAUAGACCUGAAUUCUUACACCAGGUUUGGAAUGGGACAGUCCCUGAAGGAUCAAAGCCAGGAACCUACGUGAUGACUGUUACUGCCAUCGAUGCUGAUGAUCCCAAUGCACAGAAUGGCAUGCUGAGAUACAGAAUCUUGUCACAGGCCCCGAGCAGCCCCUCUCCAAACAUGUUUACAAUCAACAACGAGACUGGUGACAUUAUCACCGUAGCAGCUGGACUUGACAGAGAGAAAGUACAACAAUAUACAUUAAUAAUUCAAGCUACGGACAUGGAAGGAAACCCAACAUACGGUCUUUCAAACACAGCAACUGCUGUCAUCACUGUGACAGAUGUCAAUGACAAUCCUCCAGAGUUCACCGCCAUGACUUUCUAUGGGGAAGUACCGGAAAACAGGGUGGAUGUGAUCGUAGCGAAUCUGACGGUAACGGAUAAAGAUCAGCCCCACACGCCUGCGUGGAAUGCGAUGUACCGAAUGACCGGAGGAGACCCAACAGGUCGAUUUACCAUCCUGACCGAUCCCAAUAGCAACGAUGGGCUGGUGACUGUUGCGAAGCCUAUUGACUUCGAGACCAACAGGAUGUUUGUACUUACUGUAGCCGCGGAAAAUCAAGUGCCUUUGGCUAAGGGGAUUCAGCAUCCUCCUCAGUCAACAGCAACUGUGUCCAUUACAGUCAUUGAUGUGAAUGAGAGCCCAUAUUUUGUUCCAAACCCUAAGCUUGUACGUCAAGAAGAAGGGCUACUUGCUGGCAGCAUAUUGACAACUUUCACUGCUCAGGACCCAGAUCGUUACAUGCAGCAAACCUCUCUAAGGUACUCAAAACUUUCAGAUCCUGCAAACUGGCUGAAAAUUGACCCUGUUAGUGGACAAAUAACUACUACAGCUGUUUUGGACAGAGAAUCAAUAUAUGUGCAAAACAAUAUGUAUAAUGCAACGUUUCUUGCCUCUGAUAAUGGAAUCCCGCCAAUGAGUGGAACUGGCACACUUCAGAUAUACCUGCUGGACAUCAAUGAUAAUGCCCCCCAAGUGAAUCCGAAAGAAGCCACGACUUGUGAAACACUGCAGCCUAACGCUAUUAACAUCACUGCUGUAGACCCUGACAUAGAUCCAAAUGCAGGCCCAUUUGCCUUUGAGCUGCCUGACAUGCCUGCUAGUAUUAAGAGGAAUUGGACCAUUGUUCGAAUUAGUGGCGAUCACGCCCAGCUCUCUUUAAGGAUCAGGUUCCUGGAGGCUGGUAUCUACGAUGUGCCCAUAGUAAUUACAGAUUCUGGAAAUCCACAUGCAUCUAGCACUUCCGUGCUGAAAGUGAAAGUUUGCCAAUGUGACAUAAACGGAGACUGCACUGAUGUUGACCGGAUCGUUGGUGCAGGGCUGGGCACUGGUGCCAUCAUUGCAAUUCUGCUUUGUAUCAUCAUCUUGCUCAUUUUAGUUUUAAUGUUCGUGGUGUGGAUGAAACGCCGUGAUAAAGAGCGUCAGGCAAAGCAGCUCUUGAUUGAUCCAGAAGAUGAUGUGAGGGACAACAUUCUGAAAUAUGAUGAAGAAGGUGGUGGAGAAGAAGAUCAGGAUUAUGACUUGAGCCAGCUCCAGCAGCCUGACACUGUGGAGCCAGAUGCCAUCAAACCUGUUGGAAUCAGACGUCUUGAUGAAAGGCCAAUCCAUGCAGAACCUCAGUAUCCAGUCAGAUCAGCUGCUCCUCAUCCUGGGGACAUUGGGGACUUCAUUAAUGAGGGACUUAAAGCAGCCGACAAUGACCCUACAGCCCCACCAUAUGACUCCCUCUUAGUCUUUGACUACGAAGGAAGUGGCUCCACUGCUGGAUCCUUGAGCUCUCUUAACUCCUCAAGUAGUGGUGGUGAGCAAGACUAUGACUACCUAAAUGACUGGGGCCCACGUUUCAAGAAACUCGCUGAUAUGUAUGGUGGAGGUGAUGACUGAACUUCAAAGUGAACUUUGUUUUUGGACAAGUACAAACAUUUCAACUGAUAUUCCCCAAAAGCAUACAGAAGCUAGGCUUUAACUUUGUAGUCUACUAGCACAAGUGCUUGCUGAAGGCUUUGGCUUAGGCUGCAAACCAAUUUGGGCUCCGUGGAAUAUCAGUGAUCCAAUGCUGUUUGGAAAAAAAUAUUGAGCUCAGUUACACUUGAAUUUUACAGUACAGAAGCACUGGGAUUUUAUGUGCCUUUUUGUACCUUUUUCAGAUCGGAAUUAGUUUUAUGUUUAAGGCUUUAAUGGUACUGAUUUAUGAAAUGAUGCAUUAAAGAGACAAAAUAUGUUGGGGUGGGGAGGAGUAAGGUGAAACACAAUAUGCUUCAACAUGCUUUUGUUACAUCGCAUUGCUUUUAUUAAAAUAAGGAGAUUAAAAAUAAAAAAAAUCCUCAUGGAGCAAUUUUAUUAUCUGGGAGAGAAGACCAUGAGGUGGAACAAUGUACAUUACUUCUAGUUUUAGAUGUUAGGGGAUUUUUUUCACUAAAAUUCUAAAACUUAUGCAGCUGGUUGCAAAUAAAGGGAGUUUUCAUAUCACCAGUUUGUAGCAGAAUUGAUUUUUUUUUUCCUUAUGCUAGAAUGUUAGACACAUUUUGGUCUUAAUCCAUGUACACUUUUCUUUUUUCUUUUUUUUUUAAUUUCUAGUAUUUUUUUCCCACUUCACUGUAAAAAACGGUAUGUGUACAUAAUGUUUUAUUGGCAUAGUCUGUGGAGAAGUGCAGAAACUUCAGAACACGUGUAUGUAUUAUUUGGACUAUGGAUUCAGGUUUUUGCAUGUUUAUAUCUUUCGUUAUGGAUAAAGUAUUUACAAAACAGGUUGCAAACAAGUGACAUUGAUUCAAUUGUUGAACUGUAGUUAGAGUACUCAAUAUUUUUUUUAUUUUUAUUUUUAUUAUUUUUUUUUGUUUGGGGAGGGAGAAAAGUUCUUAGCACAAAAGUUUUACAUAAUUUGUACCAAAAAAAGGGGGGAGGGGGAGGGGAGUUGGCCUGAUACUGGUGGCACGAGUAAAUAUACAACAUGUUUUGGGGGCGGGGAGGGAAGGGGGAAGGAACUUUCAAACUUGAGAGACUUCUGAGAACAGCUUUGCCUCUGUAUUGUGUACCAGAAUAUGAAUGAUACACCUCUGACCCCAACGUUCUGAAUAAAAUGCUAAUUUUGGAUCUGG